CAAUAUGGCGACUAUUGGUGUUGUGCGUUUGUGAAUGUCAGGGUGCAGACCGGUGUUUAAGAUACAAAUAAUUGUAGUUAGUAAAUCAAGUACGUGUUUUGCGUGAACGUUGAAUUGACUAGAAUUUCAUUACUACUCGCGAACGGUAGUUCUGAAAUUAGAGAUAAUGUCGAAGACGGAUGAAAAUCCAGAUGCAGGGGACACAGGAGAGAAUUCGAAUGGAUCAUCGGCGGAGACCACGUCGUCCCGUGGUGGUGACUUUGAAACGAAACUUGAAACCGAUCGAAGUAAGCGAUUCGAUUAUUUACUGAAACAGACUGAAAUAUUUUCCCAUUUUAUGACUAACAAUCAGAAGGACAAAGCUGGAAGUCCUUUGAAAGUCAAAGCUGGCAGGCCCAGGAAGCAACCGGCAGAAGCUCCAGUGAAACCAGAUAUUGUUGAUCACAGGCACCGUAAGACAGAACAAGAAGAGGACGAAGAAUUAUUAGCAGAAAGUAAUGCCAAUGUAGCAACUACUACACGUUUUGAAUCGUCACCACAUUACAUCAAAUCUGGUGAAUUACGAGAUUAUCAAAUACGUGGUUUAAAUUGGAUGAUAUCCUUGUAUGAACAUGGUAUCAACGGUAUCUUGGCAGACGAGAUGGGUCUUGGUAAAACUUUGCAGACAAUUUCUUUGCUCGGUUAUAUGAAACAUUUCAGAAGCAUUCCUGGUCCACAUAUAGUUAUUGUUCCAAAGUCAACUUUGGCUAAUUGGAUGAAUGAAUUUAAAAAAUGGUGUCCCACCCUGAGAGCAGUCUGCCUCAUUGGAGAUGCAGAAACUAGAAAUACCUUUAUCAGAGAAGUCAUGAUGCCUGGGGAAUGGGAUGUUUGUGUAACAUCAUACGAAAUGGUCAUAAAAGAAAAAUCAGUAUUCAAGAAGUUUAACUGGCGUUACAUGGUAAUUGAUGAAGCUCAUAGGAUAAAGAAUGAGAAAUCAAAGUUAUCGGAGAUUUUACGAGAAUUUAAAACCGCUAAUCGUCUGUUAUUAACUGGAACACCACUGCAGAAUAAUCUGCACGAACUGUGGUCCUUGCUCAAUUUUCUAUUGCCAGAUGUAUUCAAUAGUUCCGACGAUUUCGACUCUUGGUUCAAUACUAAUAGUUUCUUAGGUGAUAAUUCAUUGGUUGAGAGAUUACACGCAGUUCUCCGACCGUUUCUUUUAAGACGUUUGAAAUCCGAAGUCGAAAAAGGACUGAAACCAAAAAAAGAAAUCAAAGUUUACAUUGGUCUUAGCAAAAUGCAAAGAGAGUGGUACACUAAAGUACUCAUGAAAGACAUAGACAUAGUUAACGGCGCCGGAAAAAUUGAGAAAAUGAGAUUACAAAAUAUUUUGAUGCAGUUGCGCAAAUGUUGCAACCAUCCUUAUUUGUUCGAUGGGGCGGAACCUGGACCCCCUUACACGACCGACGAACAUCUUGUCUAUAAUUGUGGCAAGAUGGUAAUAUUGGAUAAAUUGUUACCAAAAUUGCAACAACAAGAAUCACGGGUACUUAUAUUCAGUCAAAUGACGAGAAUGUUGGAUAUUUUAGAAGAUUACUGCCACUGGAGAUGUUUUCAAUACUGUCGUUUGGAUGGUAAUACAGCACACGAGGACAGGCAGCGUCAAAUUAAUGAAUACAACGCACCAGGAAGCGAGAAAUUCAUUUUUAUGUUGUCGACGCGUGCUGGGGGUUUAGGUAUAAAUUUAGCAACAGCUGAUGUAGUUAUAAUUUAUGACUCUGACUGGAAUCCGCAAAUGGAUCUCCAAGCUAUGGAUCGAGCUCAUCGUAUAGGCCAACAAAAACAAGUCCGUGUAUUCAGGUUUAUCACAGAAAAUACUGUUGAAGAAAAGAUUGUAGAGCGCGCGGAAGUUAAACUGCGUUUAGACAAAUUAGUUAUUCAACAAGGACGAUUAGUCGAUGCGAAGCAAACAGCACUGAACAAGGAUGAAAUGCUAAACAUGAUCAGGCAUGGCGCGAACGAAGUGUUUGCAUCGAAAGAUAGCGCUAUCACGGAUGAAGACAUAGAUACCAUUCUACAAAAAGGUGAAGCGAAAACUGAGGAGAUGAAGCAGAAGCUCGAAAGCUUGGGCGAAUCGUCUCUGCGUAACUUCACUGUAGAUGCACCCACGGAUUCGGUAUAUCAAUUCGAAGGUGAGGACUACCGUGAAAAACAAAAGAUUCUCGGGCUUGGUAAUUGGAUAGAACCGCCUAAACGAGAGCGUAAAGCCAACUACGCGGUCGACGCUUACUUCAGGGAAGCUCUCAGAGUAUCAGAACCAAAAGCUCCAAAGGCACCUAGGCCUCCGAAGCAGCCAAUAGUUCAGGACUUUCAAUUCUUCCCGCCACGAUUAUUCGAGUUGCUCGAUCAAGAAAUCUAUUACUUCCGUCAAACCGUAGGAUACAAAGUUCCGAAAAAUCCGGAACUUGGAUCCGAUGCAGCGAGAAUUCAAAAAGAGGAACAGCGUAAAAUAGACGAGGCUCAACCAUUGUCCGAUGAGGAAAUCGCGGAGAAGGAGAAACUGCUCACUCGAGGUUUCACGAAUUGGACCAAGAGAGAUUUCAAUCAGUUCAUAAAGGCGAACGAAAAGUACGGUCGUGACGAUAUCGAAAAUAUUGCAAAGGAGGUGGAAGGAAAGACGCCUGAGGAGGUGAUGGAGUAUUCGGCCGUUUUCUGGGAACGUUGCCACGAGUUGCAAGACAUCGACAGGGUGAUGGCUCAAAUUGAGCGCGGAGAGGCGAAGAUACAGAGACGAGCUGGGAUCAAAAAAGCUCUAGACGCCAAGAUGGCCAGGUACCGUGCUCCGUUUCAUCAAUUGAGGAUAGCCUACGGAACAAAUAAGGGAAAAAAUUAUACCGAGGAGGAGGAUCGGUUCCUCGUUUGCAUGUUACACAAACUAGGCUUCGACAAGGAGAACGUUUACGAGGAGCUUCGCGCCACAGUCAGAUCAGCUCCCCAAUUUCGUUUCGAUUGGUUCGUAAAAUCGCGUACGGCUUUAGAAUUGCAGCGACGGUGCAAUACCUUGAUCACGUUGAUAGAACGCGAGAAUCAAGAACUCGAGGAACGGGAGAGACAAGAAAGGCGAAAGAAGGGCGGUAGUAUCGGUGCGAAACCAGCAUCUAAACGGAAACAAGAGAAUCUACCGGCGCCACAGGAUAAGCCACGAAAAAAGAAAAAAUAAGAGUCAAAUUGUGAAAAGUUUUUCGACUGUUCUUUUAUAGAGCACGGACUUAACUACAAUAAUUCUCUUUAUCUGUCCAUCAUUUAUUUUCCUCUGAAACAUUAAGGCAGGGUUCUGGUAUGUUGGAUGAUAAAUUGGAGGAUUUUUAAAAACUACUUUGAAAACAAGAUCAUACUAUUUAAAUUAUAAUUGAAAAAAAUAUUGAGUGGUAAUCUCUUAUUCUUAACAAUUAUUAAAAUUGAUUUCUCAUCUGAACAAACCAGAACCCUGCCUUAAUAGUACCAUUGUUAAAGUUCAAGUGAACGGUAUCCGUCAUAGCUUUGCUCUUAUUCCAUUUUCUCCAAUCUACAUUUUUCUAUACGAUUAUUAACAGGCCUUACUCGACAUUUUCCAAACAAAAGAUCAACAAUAGAUAGAGGAACUUAUUUAUUGCUGGCAACGGACGUAACCAAAUUGCAAUGGUUUUAUAAGGUUUUGUAACGUAACAUCAAACAACAGCGUUUUAUAUUUACAUACACAACGUGAUUCAUUCAAAUGUGUAAACGAAUAUACUUUAGAGACUGUGUAGAAUUGAAAAAUUGAAAAUGUAAGAAUUGAAGGUCGCUUAUGUUGUCGUAAAUGGAACUUUGCAAAAGUGGAGUUCAAUCUCGUUUCGGAUUUUAUUUUUUAAUUCUAAUUAUACCUUGUGCCCUCGAAAUACCCCCACCCGUCUCACAAUCAAACUACAGAUACAGAUCCUUUGAAAUAUGUUUUAUCUAUAGAUUAAAAGAAAUCGCCUGGUACAAGUGUACGUCCGAGUAACUCCUCUUGGUAUUGCUGAAAUUAAAUGAAAACGAACCGAUUGAUAUAUUAUACUUCAUUAUUAAUCAUUACGAAAACGUUACACUCGCCUGUCAUAUGUAUGUACUACACACGAUACAAACGUACCUUGAUUUAAUUUUACACGAGAAUACUUGUAAUGCAAUAUUACGUGAACGACAUUAUUUAUUUGUUACGAUUUCAAAGGCAUUGUAAUUCGUUUUACGAAUAAAACACCGUAUGCCGUAACAUAUGAAACAUCUAUGUAUAUUGGUGUUUUACUGUGGUGGUACAAAAUCAACUAGCCGUUAAAACUGAAGGUCAUUAAAAAGGGGCUAUCCCCCCUACAUCGUGUGGUUGUUAACAUAAUAUAAAAGAGUCGUACCUAAUGUGAUAUACAGUUAGGAAAAUGGCCUUGAGUGGCCAAUUGAUAUUGUGCCAACUGUAUUGAUUAUUACCCUCAUACGAAAUCUCAUAGAAGUGGGAGAAAUGCGUGAAAAGAAAAAUGUUUUCCAACGAAAAUGAAUCCAUGUUCUUUUUGUAUAGUUAUAUUUAUUGAAUUUCGGAAUCCUUACCCAUAAGCAAGGAAAAAAUAUAAAUGGGAAUACUUGUUCCUAAAUCGAGUCUUAGCGCACAAUUAUUAGUAAUAACGAUACAUAUAUAUUAAAUACAUAAAUAGCGAAUGUAUUGCUUGAUAGUUUAGAAACAAAACGAUGUUCAAAAUUAAGUCGAUUAUUAAAUGGGUACUCGAUGGACAAUAGGUAUCCGUAAUUUUUAUAAAAUGCAUAUUACAUGCACAAAUAAUAAAUACUCGAUACAAUACA
Hylaeus volcanicus is the source of this 4821-nucleotide messenger RNA. It is a transcript of the gene Iswi, whose product is annotated as chromatin-remodeling complex ATPase chain Iswi. Gene Ontology annotation, molecular function: ATP hydrolysis activity; ATP-dependent chromatin remodeler activity; histone binding. Gene Ontology annotation, biological process: nucleosome organization; regulation of transcription by RNA polymerase II. The transcript has a single exon. Gene Ontology annotation, cellular component: nucleus; chromatin. Bases 167 to 3199 code for a protein of 1010 amino acids. NCBI's taxonomy places the organism in Eukaryota, Metazoa, Arthropoda, Insecta, Hymenoptera, Colletidae. The record is from RefSeq and is a predicted model, not a curated record.